This is a messenger RNA of Ricinus communis (castor bean), 2034 nucleotides long. RefSeq lists its product as uncharacterized. Gene Ontology annotation, molecular function: protein binding. The record is from RefSeq and is a predicted model, not a curated record. The transcript is spliced from 2 exons. Bases 50 to 1732 code for a protein of 560 amino acids. Lineage: Eukaryota; Viridiplantae; Streptophyta; Magnoliopsida; Malpighiales; Euphorbiaceae.
GUUUAUCUUAAAAUGCUGCAUCCGGUUGCGUUAAACCUUCUUACAGAACAUGUUAGAAACACAAAAAAAAAACCAAUUUCCCACUUGCCAAUGUCAAACUUAUUUUAAACACCUCCACUCCACCACCCUAAACACAACCACCGCUCUUCUAUCGACCUCCACCGCCUCCGUCAAAAUGGAUCCAACGCCGCCACCACAACCCUCCUCCACCACCACAGCAACAGCAACUAAUAAAUUCCGUCUGAUGUGCAGCUACGGUGGCCAAAUAAUCACACGUCCAAACACCAAAUCUUUAUACUAUGCUGGUGGUGACACUCGCAUCAUCACCAUCCCCACGACCACCACAACGCUUUCUUCUCUCACUACCCACUUAUCCUCAACACUUCAUAUUAACUGCCCAUUUACUCUAAAGUACCAACUUCCAAGCCAUGAUCUUGACUCUCUCAUUUCACUUUCUACUGAUGAUGAUCUUCUUAUUAUGCUUGAUGAGCACCACCGCCUCUCUCCUACUCCCUCACGUAUUCGAUUAUUCAUCUUUCAGACAAAACCCAUUUCUUCUAAUAUGGAGUUGAGUCAGUUCAAUGAAUUGAAGCAUCCCAAGACGGAGACUUGGUUUGCUGAUGUUUUGAAAAGUGCUAAAAUUAUGCAAAAAGGAUGUGGAAGUGGUCUUGGGUUUGGUUUAGAAGGGAAUUGUGAGGGUAAUAAUGAGAUUAAUGGUCUUUGUGGAGCUGAGUCUAUGAUUUUGGAGACUACUUCUUCUUUUGGCUCUACUUCUUCUUCUGUUUCUUUGUCUAAUUUGCCUGCUAAGGGUGCCCAAGCUGACGAUCUUGGUGCUGGUUUGUUGGAUAAUAAGGUCAAAUUGUCUGCUUCUGAAUCAUUUGCUGCAAGUGAUAAUAGUGUGGCUAUGGCUACUACUGUUUCUCAUCCACAGCCUGGGACUUAUCAAGACCCAGUUGCUCCUGUUCCUGUACUGGAGAAUAGAACUGGUUACCCUAUAGAGUCAGAGACAAAGGUCGUUGAUUCUCCCAUCGGUAUUGAGAUGCAUAAGACAGUUCAGGUUUCUGGGUUUCCAUUGUCUCUACAGUUUGAUCAACCACAAGUACAAUUUGUUCAUACUGCUACCCCACAUUACUUGCCCCAGAACCCAACUGGCAUGAUGCCAGUAUCUUCUUACUAUGUGAUGAGUUCUCCAGUGCCUCAGCAGCAGACAUAUUAUCAGACCAAUCAGCCGGCUCCAGUAUAUUUUGUGCCUGUUGGGCAUCCUUACAAUUUCCCUAUGCAAAGUAGCUUGAUUAAACCUGCAACUAUUGCUUCUAGUCGUCCACCAGCUCAUCCUAAUCCUUCUCUAAACCCAGUCCAAGUGGCUUACAAGGUUGCAGCAGCAUCAUCUGUGCCUGAGGCAGCCUCACAGGUUUAUAGAACAGUCCCAAUGCCAAGUUCACUUGUUAAUGUACCAUGCAAGGAAAAUCGUCAGCAAGCUGGAGGUUUUUCUCAAGUAAAUCAGCAAGUUCAGUCCAUUGGUAUUGCUUCCAUAGAAACUGAGAAUUAUACUAAUGAACUUGAUGAUGACCCUCUGCGUAUUCAAAUAUAUAAAUCUCAGCCUCCACCUCCUAAAUUGCCUUCUCAAUACCCAACCAUGACCAAAGCCUCAGCAGUCAUGUUGUCAGAGGCUUUAGCACAGUUGCACACGGACAAUGCUAAGCAGCAAAUAAGAACCACACAGCCACAAUAAGCAUAUGUUGGAUUGAACAAUUUUGGGAGGAGAGUUUUUGGUAAUUUGGAACUUUUCCUUGUAUUUUUAUUCUGGUAGUAUUUUGAGUUGUUUAUUUGUAAUGGAAGUAACAGUUUGGUCUUCUUACCUUUUUGUUUCAUUUUUUUUUUUGUUACCCUAAAUUAUAUUGCCGUCUUUGUUACUUGAUAUGAGUGUUGAGAUUUUAUAGUAUGUAGUAUAAGUAUAAAUAUACCAUACUUGUAAACACAAUGUAUAAGUUUUAUUGAAUUUAACUGUGAUCCAUCAAUUUUGAACUGUUUUAA